CACCCUAUCUACACCACAACCAUGCAGGCAGGCGGACAGACUCCGGUGUUUGUGAUGAACACCGCGCCGGAACGCCAGUCCGGCCGAAAGGCUCAGAUCUCAAAUAUUACGGCGGCGAAGACUGUUGCAGAUGUCAUCAGGACAUGUCUGGGCCCAAAAGCUAUGUUGAAGAUGAUUUUGGACCCGAUGGGUGGCAUUCUUCUCACAAACGACGGUAACGCAAUCUUGCGUGAAAUCGAUGUUGCGCAUCCAGCAGCGAAGAACAUGAUCGAGCUGAGUAGGACACAGGAUGAGGAGUGCGGAGACGGAACAACGAGUGUGAUCAUUCUCGCGGGAGAGAUCCUUGCACAGUCUCUCUCACAACUGGAGCGCGACAUCCACCCGGUCGUGAUCAUCUCCGCGUACAACAAGGCCCUCAAGGAGGCUCUGGAGAUCAUCAAGCGCAUAUCAAUCCCCAUCGACGUCAAUGACGACGAGCAGAUGCUGUCGCUCAUAAAGACCUCGAUCGGCACCAAGUUCGUCAUGCGCUGGUCCGACCUCAUGUGCAAGCUCGCGCUCCAGGCCGUCCGCACCGUCGCGCACGACGAGGGUGCGCUCAAAACCGUCGACAUCAAGCGCUACGCGCGUGUCGAGAAGAUUCCCGGGGGCGAGAUCGAGCAGAGCAAGGUGCUGGACGGGAUCAUGCUCAACAAGGACAUCACGCACCCGAAGAUGCGGAGGCGGAUCGUGAACCCGAGGAUCAUCCUGCUCGAUUGCCCGCUCGAGUACAAGAAGGGGGAGUCGCAGACGAACAUCGAGAUCUCGAAGGAGGCGGACUGGUCGAAGCUCUUGGAGAACGAGGAGGAGCAGGUGCGGCUGAUGGUGGAGAAGAUCCUCGAGUUCAAGCCCGAUCUCGUCAUUACAGAAAAGGGUGUCUCAGAUUACGCCCAGCACUUCCUCUACAAGGCGAACGUCUCCGCUCUCCGCCGCGUCCGCAAAACGGACAACAACCGUAUCGCCCGCGCCGUCGGCGCAACGAUCGUCAACCGCGUCGACGACCUCCGCGAGUCCGACGUCGGCACCAAGUGUGGCCUCUUCCACAUCGAGAAGAUUGGCGACGAGUACUUCUCCUUCCUCACUGAGUGCAAGGAGCCACAGGCGUGCACGAUUCUCCUCCGUGGGCCGUCCAAGGACAUCAUCAACGAGAUCGACCGUAAUCUCGCUGAUGCUAUGUCUGUGGCGCGUAAUGUGUUCUUCGACCCGACCCUUGCGCCCGGAGGGGGUGCGACGGAGAUGGCGAUCAGCGUCGGGCUGCACGCGAAGGCGAGGACUAUAACAGGCGUUGAGGGCUGGCCGUUUCGGGCUGUUGCCGAUGCAUUGGAGGUUAUCCCUAGGACACUGGUGCAGAACAGCGGGGGGAACGCGAUCCGUGUCUUGACGGAGCUCCGGGCCAAGCACGCGAAUGGCGAGCACUCAUGGGGCAUCAACGGCGACACGGGUAAGAUCGUUGACAUGAAGCAGUACGGUCUGUAUGAGUCUGCCAGCGUAAAGGUCCAAACGCUCAAAACUGCUAUCGAAGCCGCACGCGUGCUGCUCCGCGUCGAUGACGUCGUGAAGGCGACUCGCAAGGACAAGGAGCAGGGUGGCGGCGGCGGCGGAGGAGGAGCACCGCCGGAGGAGAUGAUGGAGGGUUAGGUGUCAACCUAUCAGCAGUAUACAGUGCGAUAUACAAUUGUGUAAUAUGAUCAUUUCGCUAGAAUAUCUGCCUUCGCACUGAUCUUGCAGUUACUUGUGGAUCUCCCAGAGCAAAACCCCUCCUGGGACAAUUCCACGAAUGCAUUCUUCCCACAUCGU
Molecule: messenger RNA, 1833 nt
Organism: Dichomitus squalens LYAD-421 SS1
Lineage: Eukaryota; Fungi; Basidiomycota; Agaricomycetes; Polyporales; Polyporaceae
Product: T-complex protein 1
Exons: 8
Coding region: 22-1674 (550 amino acids)
Biological process (GO): protein folding
Cellular component (GO): chaperonin-containing T-complex
Molecular function (GO): ATP binding; ATP-dependent protein folding chaperone; ATP hydrolysis activity
Source: RefSeq, a predicted model, not a curated record